AUGGAGCCUUAUAGUUUUGACGAAUUUGCAAUCUACUUUCAAGUUUCAGUUGAGAAUUAUGAUUACUUAUGCAUUAUUAGUGAGGCUUCUAACUAUCUUAUUAAUAAGCUAAAUUUAAACCGUAUUGAAUGCAAAGACUUUAUCGUUAUUGCCGCGAUUAUGGGGGUUGGUGUGUUAGGUUUACCAGUCACCUUAUCCCAUUCUGGCUUAGGCCCAUUGAUUUUUGAUGUUUCAUUAUCAUGUAUAUCACAGAUAAUUGCCAUGCAUGCCUUCCUGAAUUUAUUACAGAAGGCGCAAGUUAUUUGUAAAAGAAAAGAUUGGCAUCAGUUGCUAAAGCCGUUACAAGAGAUUGCCAGUGAUACUGACGAAGAAAAGACUACAGCUUUUGAUGAGAAAGAAGGCACACAAGGCGAUGAGAAUGAAAAGAAGGAAAAGUUGAUAAAUUCUGGCAGAAAGUUCAGUCAUGACAGUGAUCCUUCUCAGCCUGUGAACAUGGAGGAAAUCGAUUUAGAACAGCCUCUAACUGAUGAUGGGAAGAAUUUAGAAGAAAAUGAAGAUAGUUCCGAUGAAGAGGUUAACCUAUACAUGAUCUCGAAACUAUUUUUGCUGCCAGGUGUUAGAGAAAUCUUCGAUUUAACGACUAUUGCGGUGUUGACAUCGCUUCUGAUCAGCUACGUACUCGCUGGUAGCCAAGCUUAUGGCCAGCUAAUUCAAGCGAAUUAUGUCAAUAUUAUUCCAUUUUUUACUUGGUUUUGGGCCGCAUUUGUCCUCUUCCUUUGGUUUAUGGUCCAACCAUUUGUGACUGUCCUAACUUUCGUCAAGUGUAUCAUGUUACUCGUCACGCAUUACUUCAUCGUUUAUUUUGUUUACUCUAUAGGAGGAGUCAUUAAUGUUAUGCCAAUGAUGUAUAACAGGAUACAAGCCAAGCCUGUUCAAAUACAGCGUUUUAUUUUAGCUAUCGAUGCAGCGUUAAUAACUGUGGCUAUAGUCGAUAUUUUAUGGUCUGAUGCUGUUCUUGGAGUGGUACCACAAACUUGCCAUCCAAGUCCUGAGCAAGUAUCUGCUACUGUUUCUCCAUUUGCAACGAUCGAUGAAGUCCAGCAUUUUUGCAAUGUUUCUCUUGCAAGAGCAAGACGACACGGAAUAAUUUCCACUGUGGUCUUAACCAAGACUUUGCGGCAACAUUAUCCUCAGUAUGACUGGUUGGCUUGGUUAACAGAAUCAUUUAUUUCUAUCAGCAUUACGGUUUCAUAUUUAACUAUGGGGUCAGCUCUAAUUCAUCUUGUGAACGGAUUAUUUCAUCGAAUGUACGAAAAAGUUGACCAAUACUUCAUUAAUCGAGAAAAACAGCAACUUUUAGCUAAUCCUAGAUUUAGCUUCUUAACCCCUAGGAUAUUAAUUCAGAAGUUGGUAGAAGCAAUUGUAUUUACAAUCGUAUUUCUAGUUAGUCUAACAAAUCCAGAGGCGUUUAUAAAAAUUCUUAAUUUUUUCUCCUCCUUCUGUUUCAAUAUCCAAACUGGAUUUUUCUUACCUUUAAUGAUUUAUGCGGCUGAACAUCAUGAAAUUUUAAAGACCGUUCAUAUCCCCUAUCCGAUGAGUAGAAUGACCUAUUACCUAACUUAUGUCGCUGCAUCAUUCUACAUGUUUUCUUGCAUCUUUGAUCUAGCUGAAAUUCCUCUUGCCGGACUGAAAUAA
Messenger RNA from Trichoplax adhaerens, 1695 nucleotides. RefSeq lists its product as uncharacterized. Lineage: Eukaryota; Metazoa; Placozoa; Uniplacotomia; Trichoplacea; Trichoplacidae. The transcript has 18 exons. The coding region runs from base 1 to 1695 and encodes 564 amino acids. The record is from RefSeq and is a predicted model, not a curated record.